CAGGCUCCAUAAUUGGAGCGGCCGCUCGCCCUGAGCCCCGAUCCGGGCACUGGGAUAGGGAUGGCUGGGGCCGCGAGUAGCGCUUUUUUACUCCUCCUCUUCGGAGCGCUGAGCCUGCAGGCCGAUCGGCCAGGCUUUCAGCAAUUAUCACAUCUGUCUUCCUAUGACAUUAUUGUCCCCCAGAGGGUUACUAGAGAACGACGAGAAGCGUCUGGUACCUCUUUGGCACAGGACAAGUUAUCAUAUGUUGUUGAAGUUGAAGGAAGGAAACGUAUAAUUCAUCUACAAAGAAACAAAGGACUUUUGCCUAAAGACUUCACAGUUUAUACAUACAAGGAAGAUGGAACACUGCAUUCUGAAAUUCCAGAUGUCCAGGGUCACUGCCACUAUCAGGGAUACAUCGAAGGAAUAUCAGAUUCUGUUGUUGCUGUCAGCACUUGCUUUGGACUCAGGGGGUUGCUGCAAGUUGAGAAUAUCACCUAUGGAAUUGAACCGAUGGAGUUGCCGUCUGGCUUUCAACACAUCAUCUACCGAAUGGAGAACGUGAAGAAAGAGCCUAUGGCCUGUGGGGUCGCUGACCCAGGUCAGAAAUGGGAAUGGAUGGACAAUUUACACCCCCUCAAAGAGACUCAGCUGCUGAGAAGAAAAAGAGGUGUCCUUCUUCAGACAAGAUACGUGGAGCUGAUUAUAGUUGUGGACAAAGAGAGGUAUGUGUUAUUAGGCAAGAAUGAAACUGCGGUGAGAGAAGAAAUGGUGCAGUUGGCCAACUACUUGGACGUUAUGUACAGUAUACUGAAUAUUCGUGUCGUCUUGGUGGGCUUAGAGAUCUGGACAAAAGCAAAUAAGAUCAGCAUAGACGGAGGUGCAGGGGAUGUUCUUUCUAACUUUGUCCAGUGGCGAGAGCGGGACCUUGUCUCACGUCGAAGACAUGACAGCGCUCAAUUAGUUCUGAUUAAACCAUUUGGUGGAACAGCAGGAAUGGCCUAUGUAGGAACAGUGUGUUCCAAGAGUCUCGCCGGAGGGAUUAAUGUGUUUGGACAAAUGAGUGUACAGAUGUUUGCUUCUAUUGUUGCUCAUGAACUUGGCCAUAACCUGGGAAUGAACCACGAUGAUGAAAGAGCCUGUACCUGUGAAACGAAGAACUGCAUUAUGAACUCCGGAGCAUCAGGGUCCAUGAACUUCAGCAGCUGCAGUGCAGAAGACUUUGAAAAGCUAACUUUGAACAAAGGUGGAAGUUGCCUCCUUAAUAUUCCUAGGCCAGAAGAAACUUAUAGUCCCCCAUAUUGUGGCAACAAGUUAGUAGAUGCUGGAGAGGACUGUGAUUGUGGAUCACCAGAGGAAUGUAAAUCUGAUCCUUGCUGUGAAGCAGGAACCUGUAAACUGCGUUCAGGAGCUGACUGUGCUUAUGGAGACUGCUGCCUGAACUGUCAUUACCUUUCCCAAGGCACUGUGUGCCGAGAGAGUGCCAAUGAGUGUGACCUCCCUGAGUACUGUAAUGGGACAUCACCGUUCUGUCCACAAGAUACCACCAUUCAGAAUGGGCACCCAUGCCACAACAAUGAAGCUUAUUGCUACAAUGGGAUGUGCCAGUAUUACGAUGCACAGUGCAAGGCCAUCUUUGGCUCAAAGGCAAAGGCUGCCCCAGAGGUUUGCUUUUCAGAAGUGAAUUCCAAAGGCGACAGAUUUGGAAACUGUGGUUAUCAUGGAUAUGAGUACAAGAAGUGCUCAAGCCGGAACGCCAUGUGUGGGAAGCUGCAGUGUGAGAAUGUGAAAACUCUCCCAGUCUUUGGGAUUGAGCCUGCUAUUAUUCAAUCUACCAUCAAAGGCAGCGUCUGUUGGGGAGUGGACUUCCAGCUGGGGUCAGAUGUACCAGAUCCAGGGAUGGUGAAUGAAGGCACAAAAUGUGCCCCUGGAAAGAUAUGUAAGCACUUCGAGUGUGUAGAUGUAGCUGUUCUGAAUUAUGACUGUGAUGUACAUAGUAAAUGCAAUGGACAUGGGGUGUGCAAUAGUAAUAAGAACUGCCACUGUCAUCCAGGAUGGGCCCCACCUUACUGUGACUCCAAGGGCUAUGGCGGCAGUCUGGACAGCGGUCCUCCCUAUAAUGAGUCUGCGCUGCAUUUUGCACUAAAUGCAAACAAUAAGGCAAACCCUUCCCCAAAGACCUUACGUUAUCGAAGAUCGUACCAGAAUCAACAAAAGACAGAGAAUACAUAUCCUCAACAGCAGACAGAGAAUACAUAUCCUCAACAGAAUACAUAUCCUCCACAGCACAUAGAUGAUUCAUAUUCGGGAUAUGAAUAUGGCCAAGGAAUGGACAACACAACCAAAAAUUGGUUGCUGGCUUUCUUCUUCGUGGUCGUUCCCAUAUUGCUAGUUUUGCUAUUCUGUCACUUAACAAAAGAUAGUUGGGUACAUUCCUUAUUGCCGCUGGUAGAUCACUGUAGAUGUUGGGGUGGACCAGUGGAGGUCACAAGUCCGGACCCUGUACAUACAGAAUUUCCACCAAGUGUGCCACAUUCUACAAGACAUCCAUCAGGUCAAAUGAAAUUGCAACCAAGUAGAUACCCAGUGACAUCACACACAAUUAUUCACCAGCCUAAUUAUGAAUCUGAUGGUUACACUUCUUCUUCUCUGCAGCCCAUGGAACAGCACACUGUACCACAAAGGCCACCACCCCCAGUGCUGAAGAAGACACCUCAGGAACACUUCUACCCUUCUCGGCCAGCACCAUUGCCACCUAUAUAACUUUCAGUUCAUCUUCGUUCUUCUGUGCCUCCACACAUGGGGACUGCGCAGGCGCAGGCCAGCCGCCGGAGAAUUUUCUAGAGCUUCCAAGGCUCCGAAAAAAAUGAAAUGCAAAACCAAGGAAUGUAAACUUAUCAAGCAAAUACCUCUACCAAAGCUGCAGAAACUGAAACCAACAUGCCUGUGAAGACUGUGAAAAUUGCAGUGGGUUGGACCUCUUGAUAGUGGAUCAGACUGAAAAUUGUUGGGUGGAACUCUCCCCCAUUUAUGAUUAAAUUUAAUCAUAGAAUGCUCAGUAUAUGAUCUCCCCCAACUUCACUAUCUGUUCACAAAAAAUAACAAUUUGGUUUAAAAGGGGCACAUUAUUAGAGCUACAAUUUUGAAAUAGAUAACUACAUUUAAUCCAAAUUUUCUUGGGUUGCAAAGCUCUGGAACAAACAGUUCUGCAAUUCUGAAGCAGAAGCUGGCUGUGGGCAGUGCUGAUUCCUUGGUCCUCAUUAUGCCACCAAGGUACCUACCCUACUCCAGAGAGGUUUUGCACUUAGGAAAACGGUUUCCUUUUUUAAACUGAUUAAUUUGAACAUAUAAAAACAACGGGCAGUCCAACUGAAGCAUAGGGAGGAGUCACAAGACUGAUGUUGGAACCAGCAUUUGAUUCGUUGAUAUGCAGGUUAUUCAGAUUGCAAACCUGGGAGGAAGCCAGGUUUGUACUGUAACUGAGGGACCUGCUAUGGUUUCUCUUUUAAUGUAACAUCUGUCUUUCCCUGUAGAGUCCAGCAUUAAAAAUUGUAAAUCAAAGUGGGCCAAUACAUUCUCAAAGACAACAUAUAGUUAUUCAAAUAUUUCUGUUUUGUGUGGACCAGACUUCGGUUUUAUGUGCACAUGGCUAAAAGGCACAUGUUGAAGUGCUAAGAAAAGUUAGUCUGCUUCUCAAAAGAAGAGGAAAUGUGUUGUUAAUGAGAGUGCACAGGUUUUAAUGGUGUGUGAGACAAUGUACAUCUUUAUGUAUAGUAUUAACAUGUUUUUUUUAAAACAGACCUUUUAAACUGUAUGCUGGCUGACACUAAACUGUAGAUGAUAAAUGAUGUUAGGGAAGUUUAACUUAAUGUUUUUGUUAACAAAUAGAAGUACAACAAAUUCUAAUUUACUACUAAUGGUUUAUCAGAAUUAAGGUACGAGAAAGUCACCUUCUUUAAGUCUAGGUUGGGGGUGAGGUAGGCUCACAAGGCAGUUGAUUUUGGCUCUUAUGAACUUGCUAGAAUCCUAAGCAUUCUAGCUUUAAAUUAGAAACUAUCCCUCAUGAUUGCAGAGGAAUGCUUGAAAAUGUGAUGAUAACCAGUGCAAAAGAACUGGAAAUGAGAGAACAAGUAAAAAGAAGCACAAAUUCAUUGCAAGUUAGUUCCCAUGACUUUGGUGGCUGUGUAUCAAGAUUUUUUCCCAGGGCUGUGUUUGACUUUUCGGUUUUGAAGAUAGCAGCCCCAGACUGAGACUGCUGUAGAGCUGUCAUGUGUCUCUCAACUACAGUUUGGCAUUGAUCAAGUUCACAAAAAUGCUAUGCAAAUGAUGCUAAUACCAUGCAGCUAAAGUAUGCAAAUCAGAGGCAAUCUUACAGCUUACCAUACAUUUCCCAUGUGGCCUUCAGCAGUCCAUGCCAAGAUAACCAGAUAAUAAAGUUAACUUUUAAAAUACCUUACAGUAAAUGUGUGAUGUGGAUAUAACAGCUGCUGACUGGGCAAAUUAACCUGAUGGUUAGUAUGUACAGCCUCUGGCUAUCCACCUUCUCUAACUCUGCACACUUACUGUAAUAUAUUUAGUAUGAGAGCAUCAGCAUUGGUGCAAAAUCCACUUUCGUGUAAUGCCUUUCAAAAUGUUAUGAGCACUUUAACCUCUAGCAGCCUGCUGAAGAAUCCAGCAUACGUAUCUUUUGAAAAAUUGCUUUUUUGUGUCAGUCAGGAUGUUUACAUUGGCUAAAUCUUUUUGGAUUGAAUUGCAUCAAUCUUUGCACCACUGAUUAAGCCAGAUUUUUAAAUUAUAUCUGCUAAAAAGAUUUCUGUUAGACCAGGAAGGGUAGAUUAAUAUUUGCUGAGGUGAUGGGAUAUCCUGGUAGCUAUUCUUAGAUGGUAUAUUAUUUGUUCGUAAUGGGUAAAGACGGUUAAGAAAGACUCGUCUGCUGCACUAGCUUCACUGAGUGAAAAAUACUUACUAAAUUAUGUUAAGACAUCCCCAUUUAGCAAUUGCAGUUCAGUAUAAAAUAAUUUGGUAAAUUUCUCCAUAAUUUUUGCCAAAAAGUCUUUAAAGGUGUUUGUAUACAUUCAUAUAUAUAUAUAUAUAUGUCUGCAUUUGCAAUAAUAAAAUACUUGAACUAUU
Molecule: messenger RNA, 5112 nt
Organism: Eublepharis macularius
Lineage: Eukaryota; Metazoa; Chordata; Lepidosauria; Squamata; Eublepharidae
Gene: ADAM9
Product: ADAM metallopeptidase domain 9
Exons: 23
Coding region: 61-2745 (894 amino acids)
Biological process (GO): cell-cell adhesion mediated by integrin; membrane protein ectodomain proteolysis; transforming growth factor beta receptor signaling pathway
Cellular component (GO): plasma membrane
Molecular function (GO): metalloendopeptidase activity; integrin binding
Source: RefSeq, a predicted model, not a curated record